ACCGGGUGGGCCGGCGGAGGGAUAUGAGGCUGUUGUGUAUAUAAACCGCCCCUCUGCUCUUUGUUUGUUACAGACUGACUAGAUCCGGAGAGAGAGCAGAUUACACACCGGAGGGAAUCAUUUGCCUUGUCAAGAUGCAGAUCUUUGUAAAGACCCUGACUGGGAAGACCAUCACUUUGGAGGUGGAGCCAAGUGACACCAUCGAAAAUGUGAAAGCCAAGAUCCAAGAUAAGGAAGGCAUCCCUCCAGACCAGCAGCGUCUCAUCUUCGCUGGUAAGCAGCUGGAAGAUGGUCGCACUCUCUCCGACUACAACAUCCAGAAGGAGUCCACUCUUCACCUUGUGCUCCGUCUGAGGGGAGGCAUGCAGAUCUUCGUGAAGACCCUCACUGGCAAGACCAUCACCCUGGAGGUGGAGCCAAGUGACACCAUCGAGAACGUCAAGGCCAAGAUCCAGGAUAAGGAAGGCAUCCCCCCAGACCAGCAGCGUCUCAUCUUCGCUGGCAAGCAGCUGGAAGAUGGCCGCACCCUCUCUGACUACAACAUCCAGAAGGAGUCCACCCUCCACCUGGUCCUGCGUCUUAGAGGAGGCAUGCAGAUCUUUGUGAAGACCCUGACUGGGAAGACCAUCACCCUGGAGGUCGAGCCAAGUGACACCAUCGAGAACGUUAAGGCCAAGAUCCAGGACAAGGAAGGCAUCCCUCCAGACCAGCAGCGUCUGAUCUUCGCUGGCAAGCAGCUGGAAGAUGGCCGCACCCUCUCUGACUACAACAUCCAGAAGGAGUCUACCCUCCAUCUUGUGCUCCGUCUGAGGGGAGGCAUGCAGAUCUUCGUGAAGACCCUGACCGGCAAGACCAUCACCCUGGAGGUUGAGCCAAGUGACACCAUCGAGAACGUCAAGGCCAAGAUCCAAGAUAAGGAAGGCAUCCCUCCAGACCAGCAGCGUCUGAUCUUCGCUGGCAAGCAGCUUGAAGAUGGCCGCACCCUCUCCGACUACAACAUCCAGAAGGAGUCCACCCUCCAUCUUGUGCUCCGUCUGAGGGGAGGCAUGCAGAUCUUCGUGAAGACCCUGACCGGCAAGACCAUCACCCUGGAGGUUGAGCCAAGUGACACCAUCGAGAACGUCAAGGCCAAGAUCCAAGAUAAGGAAGGCAUCCCUCCAGACCAGCAGCGUCUUAUCUUCGCUGGUAAGCAGCUGGAAGAUGGCCGCACCCUCUCCGACUACAACAUCCAGAAGGAGUCCACCCUCCACCUGGUGCUCCGUCUGAGGGGAGGAAACUAAUCCCAGUCCACCUAAAGCCACCAUAUAUGCUCAAACAGCUCCUCCCAGUCCAGCUGUUAAUCAUUCCCCUUUUUAAGUUUUUAAUAAAGGUUCAGCAUUCCCAACUUUUUUGCUUUUAGUGACUUUUUGUGGUUUCACUUUGCAUUCAGCGACCUGACUUUAUUUUUCCAUUCAAAAACUAAAGAACAUUUCAUUUAUAAAGUAAGGUAUGUUUGUUCUAGAAGGAUGUAACCACGCGGUUUUCCAUAAUAGUCAUCACUUUGGAAUCCCCUCAUUGUGUUUUCAUUAUAAGCAGCUGGUAACUGAUGUUCAAGACCUAAUAAAACAGCUUCUCACCGUAA
Messenger RNA from Notolabrus celidotus (New Zealand spotty), 1621 nucleotides. RefSeq names its product polyubiquitin-B. The transcript has 2 exons. Lineage: Eukaryota; Metazoa; Chordata; Actinopteri; Labriformes; Labridae. Gene Ontology annotation, cellular component: nucleus; cytoplasm. Gene Ontology annotation, biological process: protein ubiquitination; modification-dependent protein catabolic process. The record is from RefSeq and is a predicted model, not a curated record. Gene Ontology annotation, molecular function: ubiquitin protein ligase binding; protein tag activity. The coding region runs from base 135 to 1280 and encodes 381 amino acids.